Molecule: messenger RNA, 2556 nt
Organism: Suncus etruscus (white-toothed pygmy shrew)
Lineage: Eukaryota; Metazoa; Chordata; Mammalia; Eulipotyphla; Soricidae
Gene: CD22
Product: CD22 molecule
Exons: 13
Coding region: 1-2556 (851 amino acids)
Source: RefSeq, a predicted model, not a curated record
AUGUACCUGCUCGGCACCUUCAUCCUGCUCCUUGAAUACAUGGUGUUCUCUCAUUCAUUCAACUGGAAUUUUCAGCACCCCAAAGUCCUCUACUCCUGGGAGGGGGGCUGCAUCUGGAUUCCUUGCACCUAUCGUAUCCCAGGGAAUGGACACACAUUGGAAAAUCUGAUUGUGUACCACAACUACAUCUAUAAUGCCAGCAUAAAAGACUUCAUGGGCACCAUCCUCUAUAGCACCCUGAAGUCCCCUGAUCAAGGACAGACAGGGAAGUUUGGGGUUCAGCAGGAGCGGAUUCAGUUUCUGGGAGACAACCGAUCCAACUGCACCCUACGCAUCCACCCUGUGAGUGUCAAUGACAGCGGCAUUUUGGGGCUGAGAAUGAUUGCAGAAAACAACAAAUGGAUGGAGAAUGUCACCCUCAACAUCUCAGAAAUGGCUCCUCCACCUUCUAUUCAGCUCCCUACAAAAAUCCAAGAGUUCCAGAUGGCCAAACUGACUUGCUCACUGAACACCGCCUGCUUUGGCUACCAGAUAGAACUAAGGUGGUCCCUGGAAGGGCCUACCGACAACAAGAUAGAGCUGACCGACAAGAAGAUCCUCACCCAGAGCCAGCUAUCAUUCCAGCCCCAGUGGGAGCACCAUGGCAAGAAUGCCACCUGUCAGCUCUGGGAUCUUGAAAAGAACCAGUCGCUGUCCAAGACCUCGGUGACACUGGAUGUGAAGCACAAGCCAAAGUUGCACAUCAAGGUCAGUCCCCAAGAAACGAUGGUGAAAGAGGGGAUGCAUGUGACCAUGACUUGCCAGAUCAUCAGCAGCAACCCUGAGUAUCAGACAGUCUCCUGGCUCAAAGAUGGGAAGCCCUUGCCUAAGCAGCAGAUGCUGAGAGGACAGAAGGAGCUGACCCUGUUCCCCGUGACCAAAGACAUGCGUGGACAGUACCAGUGUGAAGCCAGAAAUGCCCUGGGAACUGGAAAAUCUGAGUCAGUGACCUUCCAAGUCCACUAUCCUCCAGAACCUUCCCAGGUUGAUAUCUCCCCCUUGCCAGUUGUGGAGGGAAGACCAGUACAGCUGACAUGCAUAUCAUCAGCCAGUCCUCCUCCAACCAACUUCAGCUGGUUUCACAAUGAACAAACCCUGCCAGUAACGACCCAGAAAUUUCAGAUCAACCAAGUCGGCCUCAAUCACGCUGGCACUUACUCUUGUCUGGCAGAAAAUUCUCUUGGUCGUGGAGAGGUUGACCAAGAAGCUGAUUUGGAUGUGCAUUAUCCCCCCAAGCAAGUGAUGACGGUGAUUCAGACCCCCACAAGGAUCCGAGAAGGAGACAAUGUGACUGUGUCCUGUCAAUACAAUUCCAGUAACCCCAAAGUGACCUACUAUAAAUGGGACUUCGAAAGACGCCAGAGAAGUUUAAACUCUAGGGAACUGAAGAUUUACAAUGUUGCCUGGGACCACAAGACAGUGGCCUGUGCAGCUUGUAACGAAUGGUGUUCAUGGUCCCCCACAGUCAACCUGCACGUCCAGUAUGCCCCCCGAGAUGUCACAGUGCAGUUCAGCUCCACUCGCCCGGUUCUCUUCGGGGCCAAGCUCGUGCUCAGGUGCAGCUUCUCCAGCAGCAGUCCUGCUACCGUGAGCUUCCUCUGGAAGAAGAACGGGAUCCUCCAGUGGCAGGAACAGGAGCUGCACUUCGACGCCAUCACACCCGAAGAUUCCGGCACGUACCACUGCGAGGUCAACAACUCCAUUGGCCGUACUCAGUCCCCGGCCCAGAUGGUCUCUGUGCUGUAUGCACCCCGGAGGCUGCGUGUGACCUUUAGCCCAAAGAGCAGCAUGGUAGAAGGGAAGAUGGUCGUGCUCAGGUGUGAGGGUGAGGCCAACCCCUCCAUCUACCACUAUGCCUGGUUUGACUGGAACAACCAGGAUCUUCACCAUUACGAGCAGACACUGAGAUUGGAGCCCGUAACAGUCCAGCACUCGGGAGCCUACUGGUGCCAGGGGAUCAACAAACUGGGCCAGAGUCGGUCGCCCCUCACCACCCUUACCGUACACUAUAGCUCAAAGACCAUCACCAAGCAUGUGGCCCUGGGACUGGCUGUGCUCCUGAUCACCUCCUUCCUGCUCUUCUGGGUUAUCAAGCUGCAGCAAAGGAAGAGAAUUCAGAGCCAGCAAGGCCUUCAGGAAAAUUCCAGUGGGCAGAGCUUCUUUGUGAGGAAUACGAAGGUCAGAGGGACUCCCCUGGCUGAAGGUCCCCCAUCCUUGGGCUGCUACAAUCCGGUGAUGGAGGAAGCCACCAGCUACGCUGUCCUGAACUUUCCCGACACACCGAGGACAGGGAAUUCGGGGACCUCAGGGACACAGCGGCCUUCCCCCAAUUGGACAGACACAGUCACCUACUCGGUGGUGCAGAAGCCGAAGUGCUUUUCUCAGGGUGACUACGAGAACUUGAGUCCAGAUGCUCUUGAAGAUGAGGGUCUGCAUUACUCGGAACUGGUUCGCUUUGGGGCCGGGGAGCGCUCCCCAGAGCCCGAGGCGGUGGAGUAUGUAACUCUCAAGCACUGA